Molecule: messenger RNA, 1317 nt
Organism: Culex pipiens pallens (northern house mosquito)
Lineage: Eukaryota; Metazoa; Arthropoda; Insecta; Diptera; Culicidae
Product: cuticle protein 19
Exons: 2
Coding region: 528-860 (110 amino acids)
Cellular component (GO): extracellular matrix
Source: RefSeq, a predicted model, not a curated record
UUAAGAAAUCAAAUAUUUUGAAAACCGCAAAACUAUAUUUUGACCUGUUCAAAACUUCCCACAGUGCAGUUUUCCGGCCGUACGGACACACCGGCAUGCCAGAUGAUAGAAAAAAUUGCAAACCGUUUUGAAAGCAAAUAGCACACUUCAAUAUGUAGCAGCGGCAGCAGAAGUCGGUAAUUCUCAAGAGCCUCAAUUUUUCUUUCGCUCAAUGUCUCGCAAGGUCGCUCCCCGGUGGGCUAUACUUUGUGGGGGUAGUCAGAGCUGGCAGAAUCCGCCGAUGGAACGCAAAAAUUGGAAAAUUAUGCAUUUUUUCGGCCCGAUUGCCGCACGUUCUUCGAACUUUAGCUCUAUUAGAAGUGACGAAGGCGACGACCGGUGCAAACUUCGAGAAGAAGACUUGGUUCGGUUGAUGGUAUAAAUAUUCUGCGAUGCACUACUAGUAGUGUCAGUUCAGUUGAAGUGUUCUACCAGAGUACACUACCCCCUCAGAGUUCAGCAGAGUCACUAGCAGCAGGAGAUCCAAAAUGUUCAAAGUCAUUGCAUUGGUUGCCUGUUUGGUCGUCGUCGUCUCCGCCGGAUACUACGAGCUGGAUCAUCAUGACUACUAUGCGUACCCCAAGUACAAGUUCGAGUACGGAGUGCAGGACCCCCACACCGGGGAUCACAAGAGCCAGUGGGAGCACCGGGAUGGCGAGGUCGUUGUUGGAUCGUACUCGCUGGACGAAGCUGACGGUACGCACCGGGUGGUGACCUACAACUCGGAUGACCACAACGGAUUCCAGGCCCACGUGCAGCGCGUUGGCCACGCUCAGCACCCGCACGGGGAGAGCUACUCGAACAUUGAUCAGCACCAUUGAGUGAUCAGGGAAUUCGUUGGAGGGAAGAAGCAGAAGAAGAAAUCUCAAAUUGCCACAUUAGAAUAAAAGUUCCUUGACUGUUCAUUAUUGUUUCACAGUGAAAUCUCCAAUGAAUUUGGAGACAAACCAUGCUUCGGUAACUGUCAAUAAAAAAACUGUAUUUACCAACUGUGUAAUUUAUUUCAUUUGAUUUGGUUUUUAUUUUUUGUAGCUUAUUCCAAUGAUUCCAAUGAAAUCUUUAGAAUUACAGUAAAAAAUAAAUCCAGGUUAUAAAAUUACCGACGCAAAAAAGAAAAAUAUUAAGCCAAGAUAAUAUGAAAUAGUUAAAGAUUAAAAGUUUAGAAAAUGUCUAAGCAAUCCUAAAAGCAAAAUGAAAGAAGAAAAACCAAAACAAAAGUUUAGAAAAAAAAUUAUAGGGCUUUAUUUUUAAACAUCUCAAAAUUGGGCAUAACAAAAU